Molecule: messenger RNA, 621 nt
Organism: Miscanthus lutarioriparius
Lineage: Eukaryota; Viridiplantae; Streptophyta; Magnoliopsida; Poales; Poaceae
Source: the annotation of a GenBank genome assembly
AUGGCGCUGACCGUCGCGGAGCCGUGGCGCGAGGCGGCGGACGCGCGCGGGCGCGUACUGUCGUGGCUGAGAAACGCCACAGGGCUGUCGUCUCUGUUCGACGUGGCGGUGGACACGCCCCUGGAGGCCCUGGCUGCCGGCGCCGAGGAGUUCAUGAACAGCGCAGAGGUGCGGAAGGAGCUCGGCGCCCGGGGCGACGCGCCGUGGGUGCUGAACAGCCCGGCCGUGGAGGCGGCGCUGCACGACGACGAGAUGAAGAGCGCCAAGCCGGCCGUGCAGGCGCUGCUGCGGGGGCCGGCAUCCACGCGCGUGCUGGUCUAUGAGGGCAUCCGCGACGCGCAGGACGGGGUGGUGUCCGUGGAGGCGUGGCUGCGGGAGCUGGAGUGGGACGGGCUCGCCGCGUUCCAGGACGCGCCCCGCGCCGUGUGGCGUAGGAGAAGCGGCAGCGGCGGCGGGCAAGGACAGAAGCUCGCCGGGUACGUGCAGAAGCAUGGGGCGCUCGUGCACGUCGCUGUGUACGAGGCCGGGCACUUGGUGCCGGCGGCGCAGCCGCGGGCGGCGCAGGAGAUAAUCGAGGACUGGGUGUUCGACAAAGGCCUGUUCGGCACGGCGAGCACAUAG